Molecule: messenger RNA, 4649 nt
Organism: Arvicanthis niloticus (Nile rat)
Lineage: Eukaryota; Metazoa; Chordata; Mammalia; Rodentia; Muridae
Gene: Fhip1a
Product: FHF complex subunit HOOK interacting protein 1A
Source: RefSeq, a predicted model, not a curated record
CUGACCGUCGAGGGGACACUGCGUGGCAGGAGGAUCCGCGACCGUACGCAGAUUUUGAGUCUUCUGAUGGUUUCUGGACAGAACCAAAUGUUAGAGAAGUGCUUUACGUUCUUCUGAAAGGUGAAGCAAACAAAUACAACCCAACAGUGUGCUACUGAAGAAAGCAUUCACAGAACACUGGAGGGUGAACCUUAUUUGGCAGCUCCCAUUGCAUAUUCAGUUCAUUGAACCCUAUCGUGAGGGCUUCAAACAGUGGCAUCAUUACACCGGUUGUGAAACAGGUUUUGGAAAAUGACCAUGAAGACUGAAGAAAUUACAUUUUUAACAUGAUACUUGGAGUUAAUGACUGCUUACGGCAUUUUCUUGAAAAUUAAAUAUGACUUAGAAGCGUCAAAAGUUUAUGAUGUCAUCGGUUUCAACAGAAAGCAAACUCCAGCAGGCUGUGAGCCUGAAGGGAGUUGACCCAGAAACAUGCAUGAUUGUGUUUAAGAACCACUGGGCACAGGUUGUGAAAAUCUUAGAAAAGCACGACCCCUUGAAGAACACCCAGGCAAAAUAUGGAUCCAUCCCCCCAGAUGAGGCCAGCGCUGUGCAGAACUAUGUAGAACACAUGCUCUUCCUGCUAAUCGAAGAACAAGCCAAGGAUGCUGCGAUGGGGCCAAUUCUGGAAUUUGUGGUCUGUGAGAACAUCAUGGAGAAGCUCUUCCUUUGGAGCUUGAGACGAGAAUUCACGGAUGAAACCAAACUUGAGCAGCUAAAGAUGUAUGAGAUGUUGGUUACUCAGUCCUACCAGCCUCUGCUGCACCACAAGCCCAUCUUGAAGCCCCUGAUGAUGUUGCUGAGCUCCUGUUCGGGGACAGCCACCCCAGCUGUGGAGGGAAAGCUAGUUGUCCUGCUCAACCAGCUCUGCUCCAUCCUUGCCAAAGAUCCAUCCAUUCUGGAACUGUUCUUUCACACCAGUGAGGACCAAGGGGCCGCCAACUUCCUCAUCUUCUCUCUUCUGAUACCCUUCAUUCAUCGGGAGGGCACAGUAGGCCAGCAAGCACGGGAUGCUUUGCUAUUUAUCAUGUCUCUCUCUGCUGAGAACAGCAUGGUGGCCAAUCACAUUGUGGAAAAUACCUACUUCUGUCCCGUGCUUGCAACAGGACUCAGUGGCCUGUACUCUUCGCUGCCCACGAAGCUGGAAGAGAAGGGUGAGGACUGGCACUGCCUUCUGAAGGACGAUUGGCUCCUUCUGCCUGCCCUUGUGCAGUUCAUGAACUCUCUGGAAUUUUGUAAUGCAGUCAUCCAGGUGGCUCACCCCUUGAUCCGCACUCAGCUUGUCAGCUACAUUUACAAUGGAUUUUUGGUACCAGUAUUGGCUCCUGCCCUCCAUAAGGUAACAGUGGAGGAGGUCAUGACCACAACCGCAUACCUGGACCUCUUCCUGCGCAGCAUCUCUGAGCCAGCGCUCCUGGAGAUCUUCCUCCGCUUCAUCCUGUUGCACCAGCAUGAGAAUGUCCACAUCCUGGACACCCUCACCAGCCGAAUCAACACCCCUUUUCGGCUUUGUGUGGUGUCCUUGGCGCUGUUCAGAACUCUCAUCGGGCUACACUGUGAAGACGUGAUGUUGCAGCUAGUUUUAAGGUAUCUGGUCCCCUGCAAUCACAUGAUGCUGAGUCAAAGGUGGGCUGUGAAGGAGAGAGACUGUUACUCCGUGUCUGCUGCCAAGCUGCUUGCCUUGACCCCUGUCUGUUGUGCCAGUGGCAUCACUUUAACACUUGGAAACCAAGAAAGGGACUAUAUUCUCUGGUCCAAGUGUAUGCAUGAUGGCUCAGGACCCGAGGAGCAGCUGCUGCAGGAAACACCCUGCUCGCUUUCUUCACCUUCCCCUCCUCCCCCACCCGCCCCAGCAGCCUGCAUUGUGGAGUAUGGGAAGGCCCUGGACAUCAGCUACCUGCAGUAUCUGUGGGAGGCGCACGCCAACAUCCUCCAUUGCAUGAGGGACUGCAGGGUAUGGUCAGCCCUCUAUGAUGGGGACUCACCUGACCCUGAGACCUUUCUGCAGAGUCUGUCAGAGGAGAACCGAGAAAACUCAGCCCACCCAGAGGCCAGACUCCCACAGCAGCAUGUUAGGACAUCAGGGCAGACAAAGGACAAGAGCCAGUCAGAGCUGGAGUGGGAUGACAGCUACGACACUGGUAUCUCUUCGGGGGCUGAUGUGGGCUCCCCUGGGCCUUAUGACGAUGUGGAGAACCCAGCCCCGCCAGCACCUAUUGAUCCCCCCAAACAUAUCCAAGAGAUGAAGAAGAAUGCCAUUCUUCUCUUCAAGGGGUCCUACAUUGAAGAGUCAGACUUCCAGGACGAUGUGAUGGUGUAUAGGCUGUGUGCUGAGAAGGACACAGAGGACACCAGGGAGCUGCAGGGGGAGACUGUAGAGCCACCAGCUGAGACUCAGCCCAAGGCCCAGCCUGAAGCCCAGAGUCUCCUCACAAGCAAUGGACCUCUCUUUAGUACCGAUCCUGAGGCAGAGUCACAACCCAUCAGGGAGAGUUCAGACCUGUGUCAGAACAUGUUCUCAGAAGCCAAACCAGAGAAUGAGCCUGGUGUAGCCUUAGAAUCAGACUCGGAGUUGACAGUUCCCACGUUUGAGGCAGAACCUCAGUCAGACUUGCAGGUUGCCAACACAGAGAGUGAAGAUUUCAUCACACAGUAUGACCAAAUCAUUCAAGAACUGGAUUCUAGCACGGAGGGCUUGAUGGAGCAGAGCGUCCCUGCCUCUGAGCCAGUGCUUCUUACACACCAAGAAGAAAGGAGGGAAGAGUGCAAAGCUGAAGAGGAGGAAGAGGAGGAGGGUGACUUUGACUCCCUCGUGGCAGACGCCCCUGCUGUGGAGGCCGGGCCUUCCCCAUUUGGUGUCGGAGAGGACACAGCCUUUAGCAGACGCCAUCCUGUGAGGACUCAGAGCACACCGUUCACAGGUCCGUUCAUCAGCGUGGUCCUGUCAAAGCUGGAGAACAUGCUGGAGAACUCUCUGCACGUCAACCUGCUUCUCAUCGGCAUCAUCACCCAGCUGGCCAGCUACCCGCAGCCGCUCCUGCGCUCCUUCCUCCUCAACACCAACAUGGUCUUCCAGCCUAGCGUCCGCUCUCUCUACCAGGUCCUUGCAUCUGUGAAAAACAAGAUCGAGCAGUUUGCUUCUGUGGAGAGAGACUUCCCAGGCCUCCUCAUCCAAGCUCAGCAGUACCUGCUCUUCCGGGUGGACAUGUCUGACACGACCCCUGCGGCACUCACCAAAGAUCCCAUUCAGGAGAUCUCCAGGCCAGAAAGUGACAAGACCUUUAUGGAUGGCCCUCCACGUGUGCUUCAGCCCUUCCUGGGCAACAGAGCCAAGGUGACCAGGGCACCCCCAAACCUGCCUCUGCCAGUGAAGAACACCAUGCUGGCUGCUGCUCUCUUCCCAGAGUUCCUGAAGGAGCUUGCAGCCUUGGCCCAAGAACACUCCAUUCUGUGUUACAAGAUCCUAGGGGACUUCGAAGACUCUUGCUGUUAGCUUUUUAUACUACUAUUUUCAUAGAGAUUUGGUUUUAUAAGGUUAUAGUACUUGACUGAAUGUUAAACGCAAAGCUGCUUAUCAAAACUGUCUACUUUGAUACUUCCUGACAAUACUUGAUUUAUAGGAGGGUUUUGGUGCACCUCCUGUCUCUAGCCGGGUCUCCCCUUGUUAUACAGAAUGUAAGUCUUGUGAGCUGGCUGUCUCCUUGGCAGGUUCCUCCUGCUGUUUCUCCUCUUCACAUGGUUCACGGUUGUUCUCCCAAGCCUUGGAGUGGAGGAGACAUUCAUCUGGUAGCUCGGAUGCCAUGGAGCACGCACUGCGGUUCUGUGAUCUCUGGUUACCAGGUGGGGGCGGCUCCUUGGCAGUCUCAUGGGAGCUCCUCCAGAGUGGCACGCCUAUGCUGGGCGCCUCUUCUCGAGGUGAAUGUAAGAAUGUGAAGCUCCUUCUGACAGACAGGACACAUCAUUGGCUGAUCUGAAUUUUACUUCUAGGACUUGCAAUCUCUCCACACGUAUUGCCUUAUGUUGUGGGAAAAUCCCCAAGCCCCAGCUGUCUGCCCAAAAAUUCAGAGAAUCUGGAAUGCAGAACUUUUUUCUCAUUGCUUGAGAGCUGCUCUAAUCACGGGAGCACAACCAAAACACAAGACAGCCUUAAUUCAGUAAGAUCUGCACAAAAGGAAGUGCACCUAUGCAAACGCUGGAUGGUAGGCAUUUGAUCAGAUGAAAAAAGUGUGGUUCAUAGACUUACGUUAAAAAAAAAUACUAAGUGUUUUAUAAAAACAAAUGUUAACUUGUGACGUAUAGAGGAUUUUUUUUUGCUUGGGGGGUGCAGAGCUUGGAAUGGGUGCAAAAGAUAAAAUUAUGGUAACUAUAGCUGGAAAACCCCUGGUUCUUAUUUUACUAAUAUGCUGCACUUGUGGCGAAAUGAGCACUACUCAGCCCAUGUUGACAGCUGGGACAGAAAUGCAUACAGGUCACAGGGAGCUUGUGAAGCCAGGUGCCUGCUGGCGACUCCCUCCUCAUGGCCAUGCUGCAUGCCAAGUGUCCAGCGGUGGAGGAUGCCCCAGUCGGGAAUGUACUGGAGUCUCUGGCUGCUUGCCAGCCUGCUGCCAGAA